This is a messenger RNA of Komagataella phaffii GS115, 825 nucleotides long. RefSeq names its product Cytochrome c1 heme lyase, involved in maturation of cytochrome c1. The record is from RefSeq and is a predicted model, not a curated record. Gene Ontology annotation, molecular function: holocytochrome-c synthase activity. Lineage: Eukaryota; Fungi; Ascomycota; Pichiomycetes; Pichiales; Pichiaceae. Gene Ontology annotation, cellular component: mitochondrion. Gene Ontology annotation, biological process: cytochrome c-heme linkage. The transcript has a single exon. Bases 1 to 825 code for a protein of 274 amino acids.
AUGUCGAAGGAAGAUCAACCCAAGUGUCCAGUCGACCACGAAGCCCAAGCUGUCUGGCUGCAAAAGAACAACCAGGUAGAGCAGGCUUCCGCACAAAGAAAAUCUGCCCCCGAACCGGAGUCAUCAUCAAAGAGCUGGUGGAAAUGGAGUAGUGCAUCUGAAAAGAAAUCAGAACCAAAAAAUUCGUCUGAAGUCCCUGCAAGCUGUCCUGUAGAUCACGAUGCUAGAUCUAGAUGGAUUGAAAAUGUAUCUGUCAGUGUUUCUGCCCCAGAGUCCGUGGAAUGUUCCUCAGACGCUCUUCCAGAACAACCUACGUAUUCUUCCAACAUAGACCUUCCCACGGAUAGAGAGAUUAGUUCCAUUCCACGCACUGGAGCCGAACUGAACUGGAUCUACCCAUCACAGAAACAGUUUUUUGAAGCAAUGCGAAGAAAAGACUGGAACCCUCAUGCUAAAGACAUGAAAAGUAUUGUUCCUAUACAUAAUGCGGUGAACGAACAGGCUUGGAAAUACAUUCAAAUGUGGGAACAUGGAAAGGGAGGCCAAUCUUGUGGAGGAAUCCAACUGACUAGUUUCAAAGGUGAUUCGAAGAAACUAACCCCCCGGGCAAGGUGGAGACUUUUUCUAGGAUAUGAGAGACCAUUUGACCGUCAUGACUGGACAAUCGAUAGAUGUGGCACCCAGGUUGACUAUGUGAUCGAUUUUUACGGUGGAAAGCCCAACCCCAAGAACCCUCAAAUGCCCAGUUUCUAUUUGGAUGUUAGACCAAAGCUGAAUUCAAUAGAAGGCGUAAAAUUGAGACUCUUCAGAGCUCUCGGACUCUAA